GACAAGACACAUUUCCACCAGCUGCUGGAGAAGUGUCCGCUCCAGAGGAUGUGGCACGAGCUCUAUGCCAGCAGCGACUUCGAGCGGCGAGCGAAGGAGAUCCAAGAGUUCAAUCGCAGCAACCGCUGGCGCAAGCGGGGUAUCGCGCAGCUCCCCACGAAGUUCGGAAUCAGCUUCACUGCCAAGUUCUUCAAUCAGGCCGGAGCUUUGGUAAACGUCUACACCGACGGCACGGUGCUCAUCACACACGGAGGUACUGAGAUGGGUCAAGGGCUACACACAAAGAUCUUGCAGAUCGCGGCAAAAGCGCUGAACGUCCCGAUGUCCGCUGUGACUUUCCGGGAGACGGGUACCGAUACGGUGCCAAAUUCUUCCCCCACGGCUGCGUCGGCCUCAAGCGACAUCUACGGUAUGGCCAUUCUCAAUGCCUGCGAGCAAAUCAUGGGCCGCCUGAAGCCCUACCUUGAAAAGGCCAAGGGUGACUUCAAGAGUGCCGUGAACACGGCCUACUUCGAUCGCUGCGAUCUCUCCGCCCACGGCUUCUACGCCACGCCGGGAAUAGGCUACGACUGGUCGCUGCCUGACGACCAGAGAGGCAAGCCCUUCAACUACUUCACCUACGGCGCUGCUUGUUCCGAAGUGGAGAUCGACGUGUUGACGGGUGACAUGCGCAUCUUGCGUGCGGACCUACACAUGGAUGUGGGCAACAGCCUGAACCCGGCCAUCGACAUAGGUCAGGUGGAGGGCGCCUUCACGCAGGGCUUCGGCUGGGCGACCCUCGAGGAGACUGUUUGGGGCUGCAGCGAGUUUCCCUGGCUGAAGCCGGGCGUUUGCAUGACGAGGGGCCCCGGAACAUACAAGAUUCCCUCCUUUAACGACACGCCGGUAGACAUGAGGGUGACUCUGGUCAAGGACUCUGCGAAUCCGAACGCAAUCCACUCCUCGCGGGCAGUUGGCGAACCUCCCUUCUUCCUUGGGUCCUCAGCUUUCUUUGCCGCUCGCGAAGCAAUCGCUGCGGCGAGAAAGGAUGCUGGCGCGGGAGACGACUACUUCACGGUGGACCUUCCGCUGACUCCCGAGAGGAUCAGAAUGGCCUGCGGUGAUCCCAUCGCCUCGAAGUUUUCGGAGAAGUCCAGUCGCCCAAGACCCUCGCUUUUCGUUUGA
Messenger RNA from Symbiodinium sp. CCMP2592, 1164 nucleotides. NCBI's taxonomy places the organism in Eukaryota, Dinophyceae, Suessiales, Symbiodiniaceae. The record is from the annotation of a GenBank genome assembly.